Messenger RNA from Myotis lucifugus (little brown bat), 739 nucleotides. It is a transcript of the gene EXOSC3, whose product is annotated as exosome component 3. NCBI's taxonomy places the organism in Eukaryota, Metazoa, Chordata, Mammalia, Chiroptera, Vespertilionidae. The transcript is spliced from 3 exons. Gene Ontology annotation, cellular component: cytoplasmic exosome (RNase complex); nuclear exosome (RNase complex). The record is from RefSeq and is a predicted model, not a curated record. Gene Ontology annotation, molecular function: RNA binding. Gene Ontology annotation, biological process: CUT catabolic process; TRAMP-dependent tRNA surveillance pathway; poly(A)-dependent snoRNA 3'-end processing. Bases 91 to 384 code for a protein of 97 amino acids.
UGAUUUCUUUUGUAUUGUAGUAUGUCCCAGUGAAAGGAGACCAUGUGAUUGGCAUAGUGACGGCUAAAUCUGGAGAUAUAUUUAAAGUCGAUGUUGGAGGGAGCGAGCCAGCGUCUUUGUCUUACUUGGCAUUUGAAGGUGCAACUAAAAGAAACAGACCAAAUGUGCAGGCUGCUAGCUCCAGACUGUGAAAUCCUACAGGAAGUGGGAAAACUCUACCCACUGGAAAUAGUGUUUGGAAUGAAUGGAAGAAUAUGGGUGAAGGCAAAAACCAUUCAGCAGACCUUAAUUUUGGCAAACAUUUUAGAAGCUUGUGAACAUAUGACAGCAGACCAAAGAAAACAAAUCUUCUCCAGUAAAACAUGUUCAUCAAAGAAAAUGUAGAAUACAUAAAAAGUAUGAAGCAGCGAACAAAAAUCACUUGUAAUCCUAUUAUGUAGUGGUGAGUAUGUAACAGCUAACAAUUAUCAUAUAUUUACAAAUCAAGUAUUGUUCCAAGUGUUUUGUUUGGAUUGACUCAUUUAUUCUUAGUAACUGCAAAAGACAACUUCCUAGUGCAAGAAACUGAGGCUUAACUUGGCCAACAUUCUCAACCACUACAUGUGAAUAUAUGUUUUUCAAAAUGGAAUUAUAGAAUUAUAUUUUAUAUACUAGCCUGUAAUAUACUUUGUCCACUUCAUACAUUUAAAUAUAUUUCUUUCAUGAUAGCUAUUAAAAAUUCCAUAGUUGUAUAAUGCUU